UAAAACCUUUACCAACAUCAGGCCUGUAAAGUGGCCACCAAAACAAACCAUUCUUAAACGUGUGAUCAAUAGACCCAAGAAUGGUGAAAGCUGCUCUUUUCAUCUACAACAAUGGUUUGAGUCCUACUUUCUAAUUUCUCCUCCUCAGACAUACUGGUCUCCUCCAAAGAGACAAUAUUCGGUGAGAUGCAGCUAUCUUGGUUAGCAGGAGCUCAGAAGCAAAAAAAAUGUGAUGGUAGUAGAAUCCAGGAUCAUCCACCUCAACUACAGAGCCAUCACCAGGAGCUCCCAGAUCACCCUGCCAAUCAAGUGAAGGAUUUUCAUUCAGGGAACCUUAUGGGAGGAACUUGCCAACUUGCUUCACUGACUUUUUAGCUGAACUGCUUCUGAUACUUAGGUGUUGCCUCUUGUAAAGCCUAAAACAGCCAAGACAACUCCCAGCAUGGAGAAAUACUCAGAGAUGUUUGGAGAUAUUAACUUCACUAUUGGGAUGCUGAAUAAGGAGGACAACAUUAGCAAGGAAGAAAUUUAUGGUCAUCUCGCUUCUUUUAUUCAGAAUACUGACAUCUUGGAUGAUGCAAUAGUCCAAAGGUUAAUUUAUUACACUUCUAAGGACAUGAGGGAUGAGGAAAGUCCCAGAGAAAUCAGAAUGUUGGCUGGUGAGGUGUUCGUGUCUCUUGCUGCUCAUGAUUUCAACUCUGUCAUGUAUGAAGUGCAAAGUAACUUCAGGAUUCUAGAGCUUCCAAAUGAAUUUGUUGUGCUUGCCCUAGCUGAACUGGCAACCAGCUAUGUGUCCCAAAGUAUCCCCUUCAUGAUGAUGACUAUGCUCACCAUGCAGACCAUGCUCAGGCUGGUAGAGGAUGAAAAUAUGAAGCAAACCUUCUGUAUAGCCCUUGAAAAUUUCAGUAAGGCUAUUUACAAGUAUAUCAACCACUGGAAGGAUUUUCCCUACCCCAAAUUAGAUGCUAAUCGGCUCUCUGACAAGAUCUUCAUGCUGUUCCGGUACAUAGUGGAGAAAUGGGUCCCCCAGGCCUCGCCCAUGAAUACUUUGACCAUAGUCAAGGCCCAUGGCCCCACCGUGAGCCUGCUGCUGCACAGGGAAGACUUUCGUGAAUUCUCGCUGAGCCAAGUAUCCUGGCUCCUGAGCCAGUACAAAGACAAGGAGAGUGAUUUCUACGUCACGCAGAGUCUGAAGCAGAUACUGACUGCUGCAGUCCUCUAUGACAUUGUCUUUCCCAAGAACCUGAGAAGGUCAAUCCUCACCAGUUUGCUCCACCAGAUCUGCCAAGUUCCAGAGGCUCCCAUCAAGGAAAACAAAAUUGAAGCUUCGAGCUGCUUCCUCAUCCUAGCUCAUGCCGGUCCGGCAGAUUUGCUGGAUUUUUUUGAUGAACAAAUAAGAAGUACCAAUGAGGCUGUUCGAACAGGAAUCUUAGCUCUGUUAAGAUCAACUAUCAAUGCUGAAGAACCCAAGUUUAGGAAUCAUACGACUUCAAUUGAAAAAAUAGUCAAGCUUAUCAUGAGUGACCUCAAUGUAAAAGUAAGGAAGUCCACCCUUCUUCUCAUCCAAACCAUGUGCGAGAAGGGCUACAUCGAAGCUCGAGAAGGAUGGCCAUUGAUUGACUAUAUCUUCUCCCAGUUUGCCAUGGCCAGCAGGAACCUGGAGACACCGAUGAAAUCUAACUUGGAAAAAGAUGAAAUGGGGGAGAGAACUGUUCAAGAAGCAAGCCUGGAGGUGUUAAAGUCCCUGGACCCACUGGUGAUUGGGAUGCCCCAGGUGCUGUGGCCGCGAAUCCUGACUUUUGUGGUACCCGAGGAAUACACAGGAACGCUAGACUACCUGUUUAACAUCAUCCGGAUUCUGAUUACAGCGGAAGAGAAGAAGAAGCGUGACAAACAGGACUCAACAGCGCUUGUCAUCUCUACAGGAGCUGUGAAACUUCCUUCAUCUCAGCAGCUGCUGGCGCGACUUCUGGUAAUAGCUAUCCUGGCCAGUUUAGGGCAAUUGUGUGGAGCAAGUGCAAUAGGACUUCUGAAGAUAAUGCCUGAAAUAAUUCAUCCUAAGCUGGUAGACUUGUGGAAAACACGAUUGCCUGAGCUUCUACAACCACUUGAAGGAAAUAACACCAGCAUCGUGCUGUGGGAAACCAUGCUGCUGCAGCUCCUCAAGGAAUCUUUAUGGAAAAUCAGUGACGUGGCCUGGACCAGUCAACUGAGUCGAGACUUCAGCCAGCAAAUGAGCAGUUACUGCAACAGCUCGAUGGAAAAGAAGUUUCUUUGGAAAGCCUUGGGAACUACCCUAGCCUCCUGCGAAGACCAAGACUUUGUGAGCUCACAGAUCAGAGACUUCCUGGUUACUCCCAGUCAGCUCGGCGACCAAAGACAGGGAACAACAUCUAUUUUAGGAUACUGCGCUGAGAACCACUUGGAUAUUGUCUUAAAAGUACUUAAAACAUUCCAAGAUAAGGAGAAAUUUUUUGUCAACCGAUGUAAGAGUAUUUUUUCUGGGAAAAAGAGCCUAACUAAGACCGAUCUCAUCUUGAUCUACGGAGCUGUGGCCCUUCAUGCCCCCAAACAGCAACUUCUAGCCAGGCUCGAUCAGGAUAUCAUGGAUCAAAUCCUGCUUCUCUAUAACCAAAGUUCUCAGGUUCUGGGCGUAUCUGUGAUAAAUAAGGACAUGGAUUUGCAAAUGAGUUUCACAAGAAGCAUCACUGAAGUGGGCAUCGCUGUCCAAGACGCUGCAGACCACAGGUUCCAGUUUACCUACAAGGAGACGCUGAUCGGGUUUAUGCUGGACUUGAUAAAGGAUGAGCCCCUGAACUCCUUGGCCAGUCCUGUUCGGUGGAAAGCCUUAAUUGCCUUCAGAUACCUAAGCAAGCUGAAACCUAAGCUGUCGCUAAGUGACCAUCUGAAUAUUCUUGAAGAGAAUAUUCGGAGGCUGCUGCCCCUUCCACCUCUGGAAAAACUCAAAGACGAGGGCGAAACGGACAAGGACAAGGAACGCAUUAAGUUUCUCUACGAACGAUCUAUGGACGCCCUAGGGAAGCUUCUGAGGUCCAUGAUAUGGGAUGACAUGGAUGCACAGAACUGUGAAGAAAUGUUUAACCUUCUCCGGAUGUGGCUUGUUUCCCAGAAAGAGUGGGAGAGAGAAAGAGCAUUCCAAAUCAUCUCGAGAGUCCUAACAAAUGACGUUGAGGCACCAAAGAACUUCAGAAUCGGGUCACUCCUCGGGCUCCUGGCUCCUCACACCUGUGACACCCUGGCCACCAUCCGUCAGGCAGCUACUAGCGCCACUAUUGGUCUGUUCUGUGUAAAAGGCAUUUUCCUGGAGGUGGACAGACUAGAAGGCUUACUGGAAGGGCUAGAAUCUAAUGAUGACCAGGUCCAGAUCAAGAUCUCCUCCAAAAUAGCUAAGAUUGUCUGCAAAUUCAUCCCCAAUGAAGAAAUCCAGGCAUUCUUGGAGGAAACACUGGAUGGGCUGGAAACUCUCAACCCCAUGUGCACAAAGGCCUGUGGCAUAUGGAUGAUCGCUGCCCUGAAGGAGCAUGGGGCUCUGCUGGAAGAGCAGCUUCUGGAGAUCCUGAGCACAGUUUACCAUCACAUGCCAGUCCUCAGACAAAAGGAGGAAAGUUUCCAAUUUAUGCUAGAAGCCAUCUCCCUGAUCGCCAGCUUUCACAUGGAAGCAGUUGUUGUCGGCCUACUACAGAAGCCUCUGCCCUUUGACAGGGACACAAAGACACUGUGGAAGGCGUUGGCUGAAAACCCUGCCUCCAGUAGCAAACUCAUGAGAGCCCUGAUAAAGAAACUGGAAGCCAGGUUAGAAGAUGACAUGGCAGGGAUAGAUGCCAUUGCAGUGGCCUGUGCCAUGUAUGAAGUAAUCUUAACAGGGGCUCGUAUCACUCACUUGUAUCCAGAGCUGUUCACCCUCCUCCUGAAGCUGGUCAGCUGCUCACUGGGCCAGAAAAUGCCAACUUCUACCUUGAGUCAAAGGCGACGAGUAAUGCAACAUGGGGAGCGGCAGCAGAUCGCAGACCCCUGCAGACUCUCAACUACAACUCUGAAAUGCUUGCAAGCCCAAGCUAUGAAAGAAGGCCUUGCAAAGGAAUCUGAUGAAGGGGACAAUUUAUGGACUCUACUUUGCAAUCCUGAUACCCAUCACAUAGGCGUGUGUGCACUGGCCAGGAGCAUGGCAGUCUGGCAACAUGGCAUCAUACUGGAUAUCAUGGAAUACCUACUCUCAUCUCUCACUUCAUCCUCUGAGAACUACAGGAUAACCGGCAUGGCUUUUUUCUCUGAGCUUAUGAAGGAGCCAAUCCUUUGGAAGCACGGAAAUCUUCGAGAUGUCCUGAUCUUCAUGGAUCAGAGCUCCUGGGAGUCCAACGCUAUUCUGAGGCAAAUGGCCAUCCGAGGACUGGGCAACACAGCAUGUGGGGCCCCUCACAAGGUGAAGAAACAUAAGCAGGUAAUGUUGGAAUCCAUCAUCAGAGGCCUGUACCACUUGGCUCGCACGGAAGUCGUCUGUGAAAGCUUGAAGGCUCUGAAAAAGAUCCUGGGGCUGCUCACGGAAAGAGACGUCAGCUUCUACUUCAAGGAAAUAGUGCUGCAAACAAGAACCUUCUUUGAAGACGAGCAAGAUGAUGUGAGGCUGACAGCUAUCUUCUUAUUUGAGGAUUUAGCAUCCCUAACAGGAAGGAGGUGGAAGAUAUUUUUUGCUGAAGAAGUAAAAAAGAGCAUGAUCUCAUUCCUUCUCCACCUCUGGGACCCUAACCCCAAAAUCGGAGCUGCUUGCCGCGAUGUCUUGGUCAUCUGUAUCCCUUUCCUGGGCCUUCAGGAGCUCUAUGGGAUAUUAGACCACCUCCUUGAACAGGAGCUGCCACGGGCCAGGGACUUCUAUAGGCAAUUCUGCAUGAAACUGGCCAAGAAGAACCAGGAAAUUCUGUGGAUCCUCCACACACAUUCAUUCACUUUCUUCAACAGCAGCUGGGAGAUGAUCCGGAGUGCAGCUGUCAAGCUCACAGAUGCCAUUAUUCUCCAUCUGACUAAUCAAUAUUUGGAGUUAUUAGACAGAGAACAACUCACCAUGCGGCUUCAGGCACUCCGGCAGGACCCCUGUAUCAGUGUCCAGAGAGCUGCUGAAGCUGCCUUACAGACCCUGCUGAGAAGGUGUAAAGAGAUCAGCAUCCCACUGUAAACCAUCAAGGAAUAAACAGCUAGGCUUUUUCUAAAA
Messenger RNA from Meriones unguiculatus (Mongolian gerbil), 5224 nucleotides. It is a transcript of the gene Mroh2b, whose product is annotated as maestro heat like repeat family member 2B. The coding region runs from base 443 to 5188 and encodes 1581 amino acids. The transcript has 42 exons. Gene Ontology annotation, cellular component: cytoplasm; acrosomal vesicle. The record is from RefSeq and is a predicted model, not a curated record. NCBI's taxonomy places the organism in Eukaryota, Metazoa, Chordata, Mammalia, Rodentia, Muridae.